AUGAAUUAAUUUAUACUUCCUUAUUGCCCAAAAUAUCAUUAAUUGAAAUGGAAGAGUGAAAUCACAUAGAGUUGCCUCAUUUGUUUUAAAUCAAAAAAGGGAUCGCAAUAUUAUUGUACAGAAUGCAAAUAAGGAGUUUGCAAUGAAUGUAUUAAACCUCCUCUUGAUGGAUUUUAUUGUGGUGGUAAUCACAGGUAGUUUGGAUUAUCUAUUUAGAAUGCAAUUUAUGAGUAAUUUGCCACAUCAUUCUUGUGAUUUGUGUGGAAAAUCUAUAUCAUAAGCAUAUUCAUGUAGAGCGUGUGAUUUUGAUAUUUGUGAAAAUUGCAGAUAACUUGAUGAUUGAUUU
Paramecium pentaurelia is the source of this 346-nucleotide messenger RNA. Lineage: Eukaryota; Ciliophora; Oligohymenophorea; Peniculida; Parameciidae. The record is from the annotation of a GenBank genome assembly.